Elgaria multicarinata webbii is the source of this 945-nucleotide messenger RNA. Its product is annotated as olfactory receptor 14A16-like. Gene Ontology annotation, biological process: G protein-coupled receptor signaling pathway. Gene Ontology annotation, cellular component: membrane. Bases 1 to 945 code for a protein of 314 amino acids. Gene Ontology annotation, molecular function: G protein-coupled receptor activity; olfactory receptor activity; odorant binding. The record is from RefSeq and is a predicted model, not a curated record. The transcript has a single exon. Lineage: Eukaryota; Metazoa; Chordata; Lepidosauria; Squamata; Anguidae.
AUGUUUCUUUUGGAACAGCAUCUAAUGAAUGGAUCCUCUCUGACAGAGUUUCUUCUCCUGGAAUUCUCAAAUCUUCGAGAACUGCAGAUUCUGCAUUUCUUUGUAUUCCUUGUGUUUUACCUGACAGCAGUGGCAGGAAAUGUCCUCAUCAUCUCUGCAGUUGCCUCUGACUACCACUUACACACACCCAUGUACUUCUUUUUGAUGAACUUGGCUAUACUGGAUGUGGGCCAAGUUUCAGUCACUUUCCCCAAAUCUAUGAUCAAUUCUCUCUUAAAUACCAGACACAUUUCUUACUCUGGAUGUGUUGCUCAAGUCCUCCUGUUUGUCUUAUUUACAGCAUCUGAUUUCUUUCUUCUCACAGUUAUGGCAUUUGAUCGGUAUGUCGCCAUUUGCAAUCCACUACAAUAUGACAUGACAUUGAAUAAACAAGCCUGCAUUCGAAUAAUGACCACUGUAUGGAUCAGCAGCAUUCUCUAUGCGGUAUUAAGCACUGGAAGUACCUUUGCAUCACCCUUUUGCUCCAAACUUGUCAAUCAGUUUUUCUGUGAAAUUCCACAGUUACUUAAGCUUACUUGCUCUGACUUGUACCUAAUUGAAGUAGGAGUUCUUUUCUUAUUUUGCAUCAUUGGUUUAUGCUGCUUUACUUUCAUUGUUGUGACUUAUGUGCACAUUUUCAAAGCAGUGCUGAGAAUCCCCUCAGUGCAGGGGAGGCAAAAAGCUUUCUCAACAUGCCUUCCUCACCUCACUGUUGUCUCCAUGUUUUUAUCCACUGGAUAUUUUGCUUACCUCAAGCCCACCUCCAAUUCUACCUCACAUCUAGAUUUGGCAUUUACUAUGAUAUAUACCAUGGUCCCACCCUUGAUGAAUCCAAUAAUCUACAGCAUGAGAAACAAAGAGAUAAAACAUGCUCUGUCAAAGCUAUUGGGUUUGAUGCACUCUUAA